Molecule: messenger RNA, 2176 nt
Organism: Pelobates fuscus (common spadefoot toad)
Lineage: Eukaryota; Metazoa; Chordata; Amphibia; Anura; Pelobatidae
Gene: CENPL
Product: centromere protein L
Exons: 5
Coding region: 76-1119 (347 amino acids)
Source: RefSeq, a predicted model, not a curated record
GUCGCGAUGGUUGGAGGGCUGAGAGAUCAACACUUUUAAAUAAAGCCGUGUGUGAGCCGGCGGCGGCGGACGGCUAUGCAAACACCUACCGAUGGGGUUUUAACCCCCAAAGAGACGUCAAGAGAAUCCAGGAACAUUCCUUUACCAAGUGGUAGAUUCACUAAUGGAGGGUUUCAUUCAGCACGUCGCAUUACUCCUUUUGGCAAAGCCCCAUCAAAGCGAAGGAUUCCACAGAACAGCCAUUUGGAGGAACCACUUGACCCAUCAAAGACUGCUUACAUUCUGCACAGGCAGUGGAACUUAUACAGCGUGACUCCAUUGCAUAAAUUCUCAUACAAGGACUUGAAGGAUUAUGCCAGGCUCUUGUCUGCACAGAUCUUGGCUGAAAAACAGAAGGGGGUUGCAUUUGAAGUGGGAGCAGAGAUGACUAUGAAAGCAAGCUUUUCAUAUUUUCCUGGACUUAAAGGAAAAGAUAAUGAUUCAGGAGCAGUUCUUGUACAGGUUGCAUCCAAACCACCUUUUCCGAAACCUGGCACAGAAGACAGGAUUGUAUGGUCAGGGUGGUUCUGUUGUUCUUUUGGGGACGAUGACGUUUUAGAAAUGUUACCAGAAGCCAUGGUUUGCCUACCUUUAUUCCUCGUGCAUGGAACAGAAACUCUCACUGCUGUAGUAGGCAGCUGGUUUCAAAAGUCUUUUGACUGUUGUUUUGGCAAAUUGCCAAUCAGUUCCCGGGAUCUUGCAUGGAUGACUGCCUUGUGGGCAGGUUGUGAAAUGCAUGAAUACGUUGCAGCCACUGAGUUGGUCUUCUCUGUGCCAGUUGAACCACACAUGGACAUUUCUUAUGCCAUCCACUCAGAAGAUUUCAAAUCCCUUUGGAGUGACAUAAACAAAGGUCAAGAUGAAGUAACAGCUGAGGAGGUGGAUAUUUUAUUCCAUGGCCUUUAUAGCCACUUUUUUAGACAUUUUAAAAUUCACUUGUCCGCAACACAACUUGUAAAGGUGUCAACAUCAGUAGCUUCAGCACAUUGCGAUGGGAAAAUAAAGUUCCUCUCUAAAGAACAUCUGGUCAGAGUUCUUGGACUUCUCACAGAAUUGGCGAUGAAUAAUAUCCAGUAUUAAUGCAGGAACUGCAUGUGUGUCAUUAAGGACUUCAGUGUCACACACUCUAAUGUUCUGUAGUCGCUACGACAGGAUCUGUGAGCAGUCUGUAAACAUUAGUCAUCGUUCUGUGGAAGCUCCGGGCAAUGAAAGCACAGUCUGGUUGUGCUGUCACUUUUUAACACCAUGAAUACCCGUGGAGGACUUCAUUUUUUUUCCAACGAUGUAGACCAGCUAACUUCAAGCACUUUUAUGGAUGGGGGAAGGGGGAGACAACUUUGUUACAUUAAUGUAUUUUCUACUGAUGAAUUAAAUAAAAUCCAUUUUAAUUGUUUCAUGAAUAAUUGCUCUGACUCAGACAACCAGUUGCUAAAAGAUGUAUUUCAGAAAAUCAGAAAGCUGCUGGUCUAAUGAGAUUGAGUUUGAUUUGCUUGUAAAUGCGAAGACCUGCAUAUCUUGUAAAUUGGGUUUCAUAUGUAAGUUAAAGGAUCACUAUAGUGUCAAGAAAACAAACUCGGCUGCGGAGGUCCCGCAGACUCACACCCUGGCAACAUGCACUCACCCAUGGCCCUCAUGGACCUAGAGACUGGAGGGAUGGGGUGAAAGUGGAGACACCAUUCCUGCCAUGGCAUGGUCUAACACAGGGCCUGAAGGGACACCCACUCCAAGGAAUAGGUUGAAAGCCGCGCGAGUACGGACAGACAUGGCAGCCAAAGGCUGAGAUCCAGAACAAACUGCGCAUAUAAUCUACUAUAACUGUUAUGGUUUGCCCUUUUAUUUUACUUUUGUUAACAAUGUGAUAAUACUCUACCACCAUAAUAUCCCCCUGGAUUACUCAUGGCUAAGGUCAUUAAGGCUUCUAUGCUAGCCUCGAGGCCACCUACAACCCAAUAUGGCUCCAGUGGUCUAAAUUUACUCAGUCUCAGAUCCGCCACUACUUUAUCAGCUUAACCCCUUAAAGGAUCACUAUUGGGUCAGAAUUACAAACAUGUAUUCCUGACCUUAUAGUGAAAACCUACCAUUUAGGUGGCUUGCGCCUCCCCCAGUCACCUCAGAAUGGGUUGAAACUCGCUCUCUA